This is a messenger RNA of Ostertagia ostertagi, 330 nucleotides long. The record is from the annotation of a GenBank genome assembly. NCBI's taxonomy places the organism in Eukaryota, Metazoa, Nematoda, Chromadorea, Rhabditida, Trichostrongylidae.
AUGUUUCCUAUUCUUUCAGGACCCUCCAUGAAGGAGCCGUGCUUCCGGUGUAAGCGACCGACAUACUUCAAUGACAAGAUCGGCCCAUUGAAAGAUGGAGCGCUGUUUCAUAAGGGAUGCUUCAAGUGUUGGAUAUGCGGGACGAGGCUUUCACUGAAGACAUAUCACAACAACCGCAACGACACGCAAGAUUUGGAGGUGUACUGUGCCGGUCAUGUUCCCACACCUGGACCACACGACCCCAUUCCACAUAGGUCAAAUUUGUUGUUUUCACCGAAGACGAAAGGAGAAUAUCCCCACAAUUUGAUGAGACCGGCUGGACCGACGUAA